AUGAAUUCAGCUUUGGUUCUUUUCUUUGCUGUAAUUUCUGUUUUUGUGUCUGUCCAUGGAGAUGAGGAUCCCGUUCUUGGAGGGCUAGGACCCACUAAAUUUGCCACCGAUGAAGUACAGGAUCUCAUAGAUUUGUUACGAGAUGACAUUAUAAGCCAGCUUCCUAUUGGAUACGAUCGCGAGGAACCACUUCCUGAGUUUACAGCCCGUCUGUACAGAGAACAGAUUGUAGCUGGAACAAACUUCUUUGUCAAAGUUGAGACUGGGCCACUCCGAUUUAUUCACGUCAGGAUAUACGUUGAUCUAUCUGGGGAUGCCUCAGUUGAUGGAGUCCAGGUUGGAAAAACCAUGGGAGACCCCCUGGAGUAUUUUUAG
Messenger RNA from Saccostrea echinata, 375 nucleotides. RefSeq names its product cystatin-A-like. The record is from RefSeq and is a predicted model, not a curated record. The transcript has 3 exons. The coding region runs from base 1 to 375 and encodes 124 amino acids. Lineage: Eukaryota; Metazoa; Mollusca; Bivalvia; Ostreida; Ostreidae. Gene Ontology annotation, cellular component: cytosol. Gene Ontology annotation, molecular function: cysteine-type endopeptidase inhibitor activity.